Coccinella septempunctata (seven-spotted ladybird) is the source of this 4281-nucleotide messenger RNA. RefSeq lists its product as uncharacterized. Lineage: Eukaryota; Metazoa; Arthropoda; Insecta; Coleoptera; Coccinellidae. The coding region runs from base 1 to 4281 and encodes 1426 amino acids. Gene Ontology annotation, molecular function: nucleic acid binding; zinc ion binding; aspartic-type endopeptidase activity. The record is from RefSeq and is a predicted model, not a curated record. Gene Ontology annotation, biological process: proteolysis. The transcript has a single exon.
AUGGAUCUAAGGGAGAGGACGAUCAGUCGCAUCUCCUUCACGAAGGCACUCAGAUCCCUGAACGCCUUGAUGGAUCAAGAAAAAUCAAGUACGGUGGAGAUUAAAUCGGCCUUUGAAGGACUAGAGAGAAGAUACCAGGAGCUUGAAGAAAUUUCCAAGAAGAUCCUAGAAGAAAUGUUCAUCGCUGAAGAUAUUGAGGAUGAAGAUUUAGAAAAGACUUCCGAGGAAAACUUAAGGUACGAGAGCCAAUUCUUGACAGCGAGAUGCAUGUUCGAAGAAAGGAUGGCUUCGAUUCAAGAAAAGGCUCAAAGUGUCAGCAGCAGUGGAAAUUCUACGUCCAGAGCGAGGUGCAAUCUUCCAAAAGUGGAACUGGCCAAAUUCAGCGGAGAUAUUCGUGAGUGGCUGAAAUUUUGGAGUCUUUUCAGCAAGAUUCACGAGGACACUGGACUACGCGAUGAGGACAAGUUCCAGUAUCUGAUGCAGUCAAUGGUACCAGGAUCCAGAGCAGCAGAUCUAGUGAAUAGUUACCCUCCGGUCGGGGAAAACUAUCAAAAGGCCAUCGAAGGUCUGACAAAACGUUUCGGGCGCGAGGAUUUGCAAAUUGAGGUGUAUGUGAGAGAGCUAUUGCAAUUGGUUCUGGAAAAUGCCGUAGCGAAGAAAAAAGUGAUCCUCGCUUCGCUUUAUGACAGAAUCGAGUCAUAUAUUCGGGCGUUAGAAACUCUAGGCGUUACGACAGAUAAGUGUGCGGCUAUGCUUUAUCCGUUGGUUGAAUCCUCGUUACCAGAAGACUUAUUACGAGUGUGGCAGCGGUCUAACAGUGCAGCUGAAAAUGGUAACGUUGGAAAGGCGUCGAAUGUGUCAAAAACGCGACUCGAUGGACUUAUAAGAUUCUUGGAAUCCGAGGUUCAAAACGAACUGAGAAUCUCUAUGGCCGUAAAGGGAUUCGACAUAGGCGGUAAACCGGAACGGGAGCGAAAAGCAGAAAAGAACUUGCCGAGUGCGCGGAAUCUGCUUGCUUCGGUAGUGAAAGAGGACAAGUGUGUUUUUUGUGAAAAAACGAACCACAUGAGUGAACAGUGCUUCAAAGCGGAAAAAAUGCCGCUAUCGGAAAAACAAGAAGCGGCAAAAAUUAAGCGCGUUUGUUUCGGUUGCUUGAAAAGCGGACAUUUAAAGAAGCAUUGUAGAUCGAAAUUGAAAUGUUCAAAAUGCGGCAAGAGACACGUGGACAUAAUGUGCCCGGGACGAAGAAGUCGUCCGAGUUCGCGGUCCGAUUCAGAAAGCUCGGUAAGUGCAGUCAACAUUCCGAAAGAAUGCGCUUUAGCUUCAUCGGCCGAAAUUCCCGCGACUUUCAUGCAGACUCUAAGGGUGCGAGUGCGAAAUGAAGUGAAGGAUGUUGUCGUUCGUGCGUUGAUCGACACCGGGUCGCAAAACUCGUAUGUUUUGAGUAAACUUGCUGAAAAAUUGGAUUAUAAACCGCAUGGACAGCAAGAUAUGGUGCAUUUACUUUUCGGCGGAAGUAAAUCGGAUGUCGCGACGCACCAGAAGUUCCAAGUGCGUGUCGGGAAUCUCGAUGGAACAUACUGGUGCAAUUUUGAAGCGCUCGGCGAUAAAGUGAUUUGCUCGAAUGUACCAUGUGUAAAAAGAGGUGCGUGGUUGGAAGAGCUGAAAAAACGGGACAUUAUAAUGAGCGAUGUCGAUAGUGAAGAAGAGUGCGUAUCCAUCCUCAUUGGCGCCGAUAUAGCGGGAAAGUUGCUGACAGGGCGGUUACACCAAACAGAAAGUGGAUUAACAGCGGUAGAAACACAUCUGGGAUGGACAUUGAUGGGUAAAAUGCCGCCAAAGGAGAACGCUGAAAAUAAAGAAAACUUGGCCGUUUUGUCUAUCUCCAUGUUGACAAAAGAUGUGGAUAUAAAAGAUUUAUGGUCAUUAGAUGUUAUAGGAAUAAACGAUCCUAUAGAUCAUAAAUCACGUAAGGAUCAUAACAUUCAAGUUGAGCAGAACUUCAAGGAAUCUAUUGUGAAAAACCCCGAAGGUCGUUAUGAGGUAAAACUACCAUGGCUGGAUUAUCACCCCGAGCUCAAGGACAACAAGAGCAUGGCCAUGCAACGAUUGGAAAAAAUGGUCAAGAAACUACGAGAGAUGCAGAAAUUCCAGGAAUAUGAUGGGAUAUUCCGAGAAUGGCUCCACGAGGGGAUAAUAGAGCAGGUACCAGCACAAGAAAUGGACAACUGGGGUGUUUAUUUGCCACAUCGCCCGGUUUUCAAAGAAGAAGCUACAACAAAGACGAGGCCAAUAUUCGAUGCGUCAGCAGGCAGCCCAUCCCUAAAUAGCUGUCUGGAAAGAGGACCGAAUCUUAUCGAAGAAGUCGUAGACAUUUUAUUGAGGUUUAGAGAAGGUAAAAUUGGUGUGAUUUCUGAUAUCAAAAAAGCGUUUCUUCAAAUAAGUAUUGAUCCCGUAGAUAGGGAUUUUUUGAGAUUUCUUUGGUAUGACGCGCAGGGCAAUCUGAUAAUGUUCAGACACUGUAGGGUAGUUUUUGGUGUUUGUAGCAGUCCAUUUAUGUUAGGGGCGACCAUCAGUCUACAUUUAGAAAAUUAUUUGAAAUCAAUUGAAAGUGAACGCGGUAUAUUUGUCUCUGAAUACUUUUACAUCUCGAAGCUCAAACGUAGUUUUUAUGUGGAUAAUUGUGUAGCGAGUGUGGAUAACUUCGAACAAUUAGCUGACUUCAAAUGUAAAGCAAAAUCUGUGAUGGAGACAGGUCUUUUUGAUUUACGUGGAUGGGAAUAUACUCAUGACAAUUUGAAUAAUGUUUGCGGAGUACUUGGCUUGAAAUGGGAUAAAGAGAACGACACGCUAGCGCUAAAUAUUUCGAAUAUUGAGAAAGUCGCGGUUGACAAGAUAACUAAAAGGGUAAUUUUAUCGGUAGCACAUCGCAUUUUCGAUCCGCUAGGCUUUGUAUGCCCAAUAUCACUCGGUCCCAAAAUUUUGUUACAGGAAGCGUGGGCAGCUAAAAUUGGUUGGGAUGAAGAAGUGAACGAAAGUAUUAAGAAACGUUUUUUGGUUUGGAUCAAAGAAUUAACAAAAUUGUCGGAAGUAAAGAUACCGCGUUGUAUGUUAGGCGUCAAUCAAUCGGAAACGGACGUAGAAGUAAGUUUACAUACCUUUGUCGAUGCCAGUAAAUUAGCAUAUGCUGUGGUAAUUUUUUUAAGAAUUCAAAAGGGUUGUGACGUGCAGCUUCGUUUUGUACAAGCAAAGACUAAAGUUACGCCUGCCAAAAAAGGUGACACGGGUAAUUCUAUAAGUAUACCACGAUUGGAAUUAUUAGCGGCAACGAUUGGUGCAAGACUAACUAGGCAUAUUUUGAACGCAAUGGAUUUUAAAAUAGAUAAAGUAUUUUACUGGUCAGACUCGUCAACGGUUAUCACGUGGAUCAAUAGGGAAGAUAAUUGGAGCGUUUUUGUCGCGAAUCGGAUCAAAGAAAUAAGAAAUAUUUCGGAAGUUAAGCAAUGGCGGCAUAUUCCGGGCAAUAUGAAUCCUGCUGACUUGCCAUCACGAGGAUGUACGGUUGAUCAGUUAUUAGAAUCUCGGUGGUGGGAGGGUCCGGAUUGGCUCAAAAAGAAUGAAGAAAGUUGGCCUAAUUUUCCCGAUCAAAAUAUAGACGAAACAGAAGUACUGUCGGAAUUGAAGAGAUCAAAAAUUCAAAAUUCCGCCUUAAUCGCAUUAGCAAGCAGUGAUAGAGAAAAUAUGUUCAGUAGAUAUUCUAGUUUCUCGAAAGCGACAAAAGUAAUGGGCUGGAUCAAGAGAUUUAUUUUUAAUUGUGAAAAUUCUGCGUUGCGUAGGGAAGAAAACUUUCUGACGGCGAAAGAGUGUCGUGAAGCUGAAAGGAGUCUGCUAAAAAUGAUUCAAAGAGAAAAAUUCAAUGGCGUAACGGAUGAGAAAAUAAGAGAACUCAUGCCUUUUAUGGAUAGCGACGGCGUUAUUAGAACAAGAUCGAAAAUUUCAUUUCGUGAGGAUAAUUUCGAUUUCCGUUGUCCAAUUAUUCUUCCUGAAAAAGAUCACCUCAUAGAAUGCUUGAUUAGGGAAAAGCAUAUAGAUCUCAAGCAUGCGGGAGUUACAAUCACGUUAGCGGUGUUGCGGGAGAAAUUUUGGAUUAUAAAAGGUCGGAAAGUCGUGAGGAAAGUCAUACAAAAAUGUGUAGAUUGUCGCAGACACGACGCGAAAGCAAUUGAGACGAAUACUCCGCCAUUACCACUCAACAGAGUCAGGAAAUGCUCACAACAUUGA